This is a messenger RNA of Paramisgurnus dabryanus, 685 nucleotides long. RefSeq names its product S100 calcium binding protein W (gene s100w). Lineage: Eukaryota; Metazoa; Chordata; Actinopteri; Cypriniformes; Cobitidae. Gene Ontology annotation, molecular function: calcium ion binding; transition metal ion binding; calcium-dependent protein binding. The record is from RefSeq and is a predicted model, not a curated record. Gene Ontology annotation, cellular component: perinuclear region of cytoplasm.
CUGCCCAGUCUUAUUGCCAGAGAAUGAAUCACCCUGUGUGUAUAUAUUUGAGUGUUUGUGGGUGUGUAAGGAGUAAGAAAUUUCUGCUUUAGACCUUGCAAACAAUUUGCUCCAUCGUUACUCUCUGCAUAACUUCAGAUCACUACAGCCUUGAGAUAUGUCUAAGUUGGAGAAAGCCAUUGCAGCCAUUGUGGAGGUGUUUGAUGAGUUUGCUGGAAAAGACGACCAGAAAUCACAGCUCAGCCCAGCUGAGCUUAAAGAGCUCAUCAAAACCCAGCUGAGCAGUCCAGAUUUCAAGGAUAAACUGGACCCAGAGAAUAUUAAGGAGGUCAUGGACGCUCUGGAUAAGAACCGUGAUGGAAACGUGAACUUCCGUGAAUUCAGUCAGUAUGUGGCUUGUCUAUCCAAAGGCUACUACACAAAGACACACGGCGGGAAGGGUGAGAGACAAAGGAAGUGAGCGCUCCUUAAAAUCUUGAUGCCCGUCUUACAGCAAUCACCUACAUCCCAUCGGGUCUCUAAUCUUUGUGUAGUUCUUGAAUGAAUCUCUCAAUGUUAUUCUACAGUAAUAAUCAACCAGUUAUGAAAAUAAUCUGUAAUUCUGCAAAUAUAAAGAAUAAAAUGCAAUAGUUAUUUAUUUUUCUCUGGAUUUUUUCUGGAUAUUAAUAAAAAUCUUUUGGAGCAA